CGCAACCAGGAUAAAUCAUGAUAAAAUCUAAAAUCAUUCUUCGCCUGAUUUAACUAAAGUCUUCAAUAGGCGAAAUGGUGGCCGCCCAUUUGAAGACUGUGGUUCAGACAGUCGAAAGCUUGUGUGUGCUGUAUCAUUUCAGCCGGAGAACGUUUUUAGACUUUUUCAAAAUGUAUAUCCACUCCUUAAACCUUGCUACUGUCAUGCAGACUAAUUCUUCUUCCAAGAAAGCAAUGCGACUUAUAAAUUAUACAAUGAAGCUGCUAGUGAGAACAAACCCUGGCGAUGCGCCAAACGUAUGAAUUGUUCUGUCGCAUGUUGCCAUGUCCGUAUCAAUAAUGUAUAUUUAUGGCCAUUUCUUGUAAUUCGUUUUACCCCUUAUAGAUCACGCUGCUGAUUUUCCAAUUCGUGCUGCUGCCGAACGUCCUAGCAGCCUUCUGUACCAUUUACCAGACAAGUCAGAAAUCUCGAGGACAUGGAUUGUGGCGCGCAUGAAGCUCCAUCUUAUCUGUCUUAUAUUUCUAUGAUCGCAUCACUGGUUCUGUCGGCCGUUACUAUUUCGGGCAACUCACUCGUAUUGUUGGCAGUAUACAAAGACCCCCACAAAGAACUCCGAAAACCAUUCACAAUUUUUGUGGCGAACUUGGCGCUGGCAGACUUUACCGCCGGCUUCGUAACGGAACCAAUGGCAUCUUAUUAUACGAUCCAGGAAGCGCGAGGGGGUGUUGUUAAGGAUUUUGCCGUUUACCUAACACAUCUGAGUUAUUUUAUGUCGUGUACGACUUCGGUAUUUAUCCUCGGUGUAUUAACUAUUGAUAGAUAUCUGGCGAUAUCUCAUUCAUUGUGGUAUAAAGCCCAUGUCAGCCUGGAAUCAGCCACAAAAGUAUGUAUCUUUGUAUGGGUUGUGUCUAUAACACUUUCACUGGUUUAUAUCAAGACCGGCUUUAUCAAUUUUGCGUUCGUUUUCGCAAAUACUGCUGUCUUGACUACAUCUUGCGUUCUUGUGUUUUCCUACUGCAGCAUCUUUAAAACUCUCCGAAGCAGGACAGUCCGGGUUGGAAUCUUACAUGAAGGGGUGAAUCAGCGUUCUGAGAGACAUUUAAAAAUACUAAUGCUAGAGAACAAACUGAUGAAGCUAUAUAUGAUGAUGCUUGGAAUAUUUUUGUUUUGUUUUGUACCUUCGUGCGCGUUCAUUUACGUGCUGUAUUUCUGUUCGGUGUGCGAUUGUAUUACUGUUCAUUGGCUUCGAGACAUGAGCUUCUUACUUGUCUUAAGCAGUAGUUCCCUGAAUCCAGUUUUGUACAGUUUAAGAAUGAAGGCAUUCCGUAAAGCAUUCAAAAGCAUGGUAAAUAUUAAGAGGAAACGUGUAAAAGUAGACAUACACCUAGAUCAACCUGGAAUUUCUGCAGAAAAUCCUGAUAAGGCUGAAGACGUCUCUAUUACUAUGAUGGUUUGUCGACGAACAAGUGGAGACAAUUAGCGUCAGAUUCAUAGCAGUGAUUUUUUCCUAUAAUAAAAGGUGUCAAGCAUUGGAGCUUGUCAUCUGCAACGGAACAAAAUGAACUUGAGAGAUACCCACAAAUAAAUAAAAUAAAUAAAUAUCUUAAUUAACACUCCCUAACGGGGUCAGUUUCGGGAUCAAUGGAAACAUGCUCAUAACCAAGCGUUCAUUUAUUUUUUCCCUGUCGAU
Molecule: messenger RNA, 1690 nt
Organism: Orbicella faveolata
Lineage: Eukaryota; Metazoa; Cnidaria; Anthozoa; Scleractinia; Merulinidae
Product: adrenocorticotropic hormone receptor-like
Biological process (GO): G protein-coupled receptor signaling pathway
Cellular component (GO): membrane
Molecular function (GO): G protein-coupled receptor activity
Source: RefSeq, a predicted model, not a curated record